Molecule: messenger RNA, 1470 nt
Organism: Laccaria bicolor S238N-H82
Lineage: Eukaryota; Fungi; Basidiomycota; Agaricomycetes; Agaricales; Hydnangiaceae
Exons: 3
Coding region: 1-1470 (489 amino acids)
Molecular function (GO): protein binding
Source: RefSeq, a predicted model, not a curated record
AUGAAGUUGCACAAUUUACCCCAUGAUGUCCUUCUACACGUCCUCGGAUUUUGUGACCUGAAGACUGGAAUAUCAUUCUCAAUGGCUUGCUCUACAUUCCAUGCAUUGCUUGAAAAACGUAGCUUUUGGAUCACUUGCUUGACAAAAACCCGCUUGUCAAAACCCAUUCCCUGUCUUUUACAUGAGGACUUGACGACGCACGACCUAGCGAGCCUCAAGCGUAUAGCAUUACAAUCUCUUCGUCUUCAGCGCAACUGGGACCUUCCCAAGCCAGAGAUUAUCGGAUCCAUCAAGACGGUAAAGUUGGGGAUUCGACCUAAAUUCGAUAUCGUCUUUCAAGUUCCUGGCACGGAGCUAUAUGUUCUUCACGCUCGUCCUAAAGGUUUUAUGACCUGCUGGGAUAUAGGACUAGGAAAAGCUGUAUGUCCACCUAUCCAUGUUGCCAAGGCGAUUCUGGAUGUAUCGCCUGGUCAAGAUCAGCCCGGGCGGUUCUCGAUGGGAUUGCUCGUUAACGAUGGGGACAUCAAUACUCCCAAUCUCUCCCUCGUCAUUGUUUGUCUGGAAUAUAGUCUUUUGACCGCCAAAGUUCAGAUAGUUUUCCGUCAUUAUCUUUCACCUUUAUUUUGCCAUUGGGCAGUAUUUAUGACAAAAGAGAUUGUCGGCGUUCUUCGCUGCGACGUAUCAAGGAGGGACCCGACCAUCGACCUACUUGCACUCAAUAUAUCAUCGAAGAAGAUGACGAUGGUAAAAACGGACAUUCCUUACAAUGUGGGUGAUGUGGGUUUUCUUGUAUCCGACCUAUACCUGUACUCAGCGAUCAUGCAGCCAUCUAAUGCUAAUGAAGACGGUCAUUCGGCUACAUCGGCCUGCGACGGCGACAUUUUCAUUUUAAUAGAACACGGCAGCACGUCCGUUUCGUUCUGCUGUCCCAAGGAAUACUUUCCACACGACGGCGAUAAUUCAUGCCCAGACGAAUCGUUCCUGCGGUGCAACGCUGCCGCGCUCCGUAUUUUAGACGGAUCCGGAACGCGGUAUCACGCGGAGGGGGCUUUAUCCUCGGAUUCAUUCUAUGACGUACCUGCGGUCUCUAUGCAUAGUGUCGUCUCCCCGGAGGGACCUAUAAUCCAUAUACGCUUUUGGACCAGAUCUGCAGGCAGCCCAAAGACCCUGUCAUUACUUCAAUCUGCAAAUGUUCGCGGCGUACUCCAUGAUUCACCAGGUUCAGCCUGGCAGUUGAUGCUGAUCCCGCAUUCCGGAAGACACGUUCUUUUGGUUGCGAAAUCCAACGAGGACGUGGUCCUACGGCUCGUCCGAUACAAUCCGCAAAAAUCGGCAGCAUCUGUUCAUGAACUUGAACUCCCUCCGUCCAUCGACCUGUCUCUCAUCUACAGUCUCGGUCUAGACGAUCACCGUGGCGUGAUAUCUUUACUCGACAGACGAGGCAACCUAUAUGCAAUUCCUUAUGCUUGA